Messenger RNA from Hippoglossus stenolepis (Pacific halibut), 4359 nucleotides. It is a transcript of the gene fbxw7, whose product is annotated as F-box and WD repeat domain containing 7. Gene Ontology annotation, cellular component: nucleus; cytoplasm. The coding region runs from base 236 to 2095 and encodes 619 amino acids. The transcript is spliced from 11 exons. The record is from RefSeq and is a predicted model, not a curated record. Gene Ontology annotation, molecular function: ubiquitin binding. Gene Ontology annotation, biological process: proteasome-mediated ubiquitin-dependent protein catabolic process; ubiquitin recycling. Lineage: Eukaryota; Metazoa; Chordata; Actinopteri; Pleuronectiformes; Pleuronectidae.
ACCUCACACCCCAGAGAUAUUUUAAAGGGUACCAGUCAACAGGGAGAUGAGUUUCGAGUAGGUAGGUGCAGAGGCUCAGCGAGCGCAGUAUUGAUACGUCCGCCCAGUGGCUGUGAGGUCCAAGGAACACUCUGCGUUCGUUUAAUAAAAGCUACAUACUUGAGACGUUGGUCGGCCAUCUUCCGGAGCUCCCUUUGGGAUAUGAUCUAUUAAACUGCCGUUUUUUUUUUUUGCAAUGCUGCGGCAUUGCCCUAUUCCCCGUUUCUCGUCGUCUUCUGCUCGGAGAAAGAUGCCAAACAUUGCCUGUGGGAAAGAGAAGACCGAGCACGUCCCGCUGAAGAGCAAGGCACUUGACCUGCCGGGCCCCAAGGACGUUGCCACGGAGCCGCUACCCCCUCAGAAAGUGCUCAAGAUAUUUAGCAUCAACAUCAUUGCCCAGGGGUUGCCUUUCUGCCGCAGACGAGUGAGUAUUAUGAAAAGGAAGUUGGACCAUGGCCCCGAGGUCCGAUCUUUCCCUUCAGGAAAAAAGCCCUGCAAAGGCCCAGAGUAUCCAAGCCCGACGGGAAUUGUUCCAUGUCCAGCCACACCCACCACAUUUGGCCACAUCAGAACAGCCAACAGUCAGGGGCAACAAAGACGGCGUAUCACCUCAAUCCAGCCACCUACGGGUCUCCAAGAAUGGCUCCGAACAUUUCAGAGCUGGACUGGCCCAGAGAAGCUGCUGGCGCUGGAUGAGUUGAUUGACAGCUGCGAGCCCACACAAGUCAAGCAUAUGAUGCAGGUGAUCGAGCCGCAGUUUCAGCGAGACUUUAUCUCCCUGCUUCCCAAAGAGCUGGCUUUGUACGUCCUGUCAUUCCUGGAACCGAAAGACCUCCUCCAGGCGGCCCAGACGUGUCGCUACUGGCGCAUCCUGGCAGAAGACAACCUGCUGUGGAGGGAGAAAUGCAGGGAGGAAGGCAUCGAUGAGCCUCUGCCCCUCAAGAAGAGGAAAAUCGUCAAGCCUGGCUUUACUCACAGCCCCUGGAAGAGUGCCUACAUCAGGCAGCACAGAAUAGACACUAACUGGAGGAGAGGCGACCUCAAAUCACCCAAGGUGCUGAAAGGUCACGAUGACCACGUGAUCACCUGCCUCCAGUUCUGUGGCAACCGCAUCGUCAGCGGCUCCGACGACAACACGCUGAAAGUCUGGUCGGCUAUCACAGGAAAGUGUCUGCGGACGCUGGUGGGCCACACAGGGGGCGUGUGGUCAUCCCAGAUGCGGGACAACAUUAUUAUCAGCGGCUCCACUGAUCGCACACUCAAGGUCUGGAACGCAGAGACAGGAGAAUGUAUCCACACCCUCUACGGGCAUACCUCAACAGUGCGCUGCAUGCACCUACAUGAGAAAAGGGUGGUCAGUGGCUCUCGUGACGCCACACUGCGCGUCUGGGACAUCGAGACGGGUCAGUGUUUACACGUCCUCAUGGGCCACGUGGCGGCGGUGCGCUGCGUCCAGUACGAUGGCCGGCGGGUGGUCAGCGGUGCCUACGACUUCAUGGUGAAAGUGUGGGACCCCGAGACGGAGACCUGCCUCCACACGCUGCAGGGCCACACCAACAGAGUGUAUUCAUUACAGUUUGAUGGGAUCCACGUGGUGAGCGGCUCGUUGGACACGUCUAUUAGGGUCUGGGACGUGGAGACGGGCAACUGCAUCCACACGCUAACGGGGCAUCAGUCCCUCACCAGCGGCAUGGAGCUCAAAGACAACAUCCUGGUCUCCGGCAACGCAGACUCCACUGUCAAGAUCUGGGACAUCAAGACGGGCCAGUGCCUACAAACACUGCAAGGUCCACACAAGCACCAGAGCGCCGUGACGUGUCUCCAGUUCAACAAGAACUUUGUCAUCACCAGCUCGGACGACGGCACAGUUAAACUGUGGGAUCUGAAGACGGGCGAGUUCAUCCGAAACCUGGUGACGCUGGAGAGCGGCGGCAGCGGCGGUGUGGUGUGGCGCAUCCGGGCCUCCAACACCAAGCUGGUGUGCGCGGUCGGCAGCCGCAACGGCACAGAGGAGACCAAGCUGCUGGUGCUGGACUUUGACGUGGACAUGAAGUGAGGGGGACGUGGUGGGUAAGGACGAAGAGCGCAAACGAAUAGUGGGAGACGAGGCGCCUGGAGACCAGAGGGCCCGAAGCCGAGAACUCUUCACCCAAACAAAUUCUACAACCACCACCACCACCAGUGGGCUGUCCAGUCCUCCACCAUUAUCCUCCCCGUCCGCCUCCUGGGUAAACGUUACUGACAAAGCCACAGACCCUCACAUGUGUUUAGCCCCUGCUUUCGACCCCGAGCGCCACACUGAGGUGGAGUCGUAGGGGAUUGGGCUGGAAAAGGGGCAGGGGGUGGGGCAUGAGCGGUCUGUCCCUUGAUUAGCCGGGAGAAAAGACGAGAAGAAGAAGAAGGAACGACUGACGACGACUGAACUUCUUUGAAGUGACUCUCCGCCCUUUCGGUUCGGGGUCAGCUUCGCACAGAGACUUGGUUUCGCUUCAAGCCUGACAGAUUUUGAGAUGUAUAGAGAUAUAUUAUUUUUUAAAGCCCCACCCGCACAUACACCCCUUCCCCCUCAUCAGUAUGCUCCCUCAAACACGCACACAUACACACACACACACACACACACACACACUCUCAAACCAGAAAGGAAAACGCUUGAGGAAGGUGGGAGAUGUUUUAAAGGUGAAUUUCCACAGUUACAUGUAAAGAGCUGCUCAAUGUAAACGAGAGGAUUCAGAGGUUUUGUUGUUUCUUCUCACUCCGUUUCCGUUCUUAUCGUUUUCCACUUGGUUUCUGUAGUUUGUUUUAACAAUAUCGCACACAAUCACAACUGUGAAUCUCAGUUCCUUUUUGGUUUAUCACAUGAAUGGGGGUUUCUGUAUUGUUGUGGGUUUUUUUCCUCUUUCCUUGCCGUUGCCAACAGCAACAAAUCCCAGUAUUAGAAACCUGCUCGGUUUAGGUUUGCUGUCGUUAUGUCACAAGUUUGUUUUGAGGGGGGGUUUGUUUGAGUUGUUUGUUCUUCCUUUCUGUUUUCUACAUACCUGGGUUUGGAGCUCCGUCUCCACAUCAACAUCAGUGCUGUCCAGAAUUUUUCAGUCUAGCUGGGGUGGGUUCCUCGAAGGCGGCGCUGUGACGAGAGGCAAACGUCUCUCUGCUCAAAGCGGCUUAACGCCCCUGACACCCCCUCCCCUUGGCCCCUCCCCCUCUACUGUUCUCCCCAGUGGCCAAACUGUAUUUAUGCUGCUAGAUGAAUGGGAAAGAAGAGAGCGAUGGAACUCUUACUUGCUGUGACGUUUUAGUCCCAGGCGAAAUUCCAAAACAAACUCUGUGUGUUUGGACUUAAAGAGACGAUGACAAAAGAUGAACAUCCAACAUUUUUGUUUUUGUUUGUUUUUGCCACUGAAACUUGAGCCAAACGUGCCUCUACGAGGCUGAGAGGAGGGAGCGUGUCCGACAGAUACUGACGGGAUCGCCUGCAGAGAGGAAACAAGCGGAUGUACACUGUUGGCGUGCGUGUGUCUGUGUGUGCGGCGUGUGCAUGAGUACGUGUGUUCAGCGUGUUAAUGGGCAACUUGUAAACACAUUCCUUGGGACAAAGCUCUUUCAGCCUGUUCUUUGGAGAAAUGUACAAAUGUGCUGUGUGGACUGGCAAAGAAAAAAACAAAAAAAAACUAGCAGACGUAUCAACCUUACCACAUGAAUGAAAGAACUGUCCGUUUCCAUGUGCGAUUGUCGUUCCACUCAAAGAUGUCCGAAGCAACAGAGGAGACCAUCACAAGCAUCAGCUGACGGGCGGAGCGGCCGGGGAGUCGUAGUGUUACAUGUGUCGCCGUUCAAACCACCGCGGCCGCAGCCUCGUGGUUCGUCAGCGGGGAAAAUAAAACACAAAAAGGCAACAAACGUGAACUGAAGCAUUGUAGCCAAAUGAAAAAUCGUCUCAAUCUCUAAGAGUCACAACUCGAGCUGAACUGUGAAAGUGGUAUAACACUGUAUAUUAAAAAAGAAAAAAGAAAACAAUCUUGCUCUAUCUCUUCUCGUUGUUUUCUCCCUCUGUUUUAAUUUAUGAUCUGGUUUGAGAAAUCAGAUUUGUUGCAGGUGUUUUAUUUUUUCGGUUCAUGUAAACUGCCUGGCGAAAAAGAAAAACAGACAGAAAAAACCUUAAAGGGAUUGUGUAUUUGUUUGAUUCACUUAGAAUUUUAUUUUCUUAUAACUUAAGUGCAAUAAAAUGUGGGUUUUUCUUUUUUCAUUUCAAGCAUAUCAGUUGUCUGUUUUUGUUUCCUGUGUGAAGGCAUCUUAUAUGUUCAAUAAAGCAAAUUAUUUGGUUAA